Messenger RNA from Aspergillus nidulans FGSC A4, 1082 nucleotides. RefSeq names its product protein folA. Bases 18 to 1082 code for a protein of 354 amino acids. Gene Ontology annotation, molecular function: dihydroneopterin aldolase activity. Gene Ontology annotation, biological process: folic acid-containing compound metabolic process. The record is from RefSeq and is a predicted model, not a curated record. Lineage: Eukaryota; Fungi; Ascomycota; Eurotiomycetes; Eurotiales; Aspergillaceae. The transcript is spliced from 2 exons.
CGAUCAACAUCAUCAUAAUGGCUGAGCAACGGGUUAACGUUCACAUACCAUCCCGCCCCGCCGUUCUCGACAGCGUUCGCCUCCGCAAUAUCCAACUCCCUCUUCCCGCAGCGCCAGACCCAUGGCACCGCAACGGUAAACCUCAGCCGUGCACUGCAUCGCUGAAGCUCUCCUACUCCUCCGCCGUGGCAGCCGCAAAUGCCGAUGAUGUCUCUCUCUCUCUCGACUACGGGAAGCUCUAUCGCCGACUGGAAGAGGAUAUCCGCAACAUGACAGCGGGAAGCAAACCCAGCGGGACCACGCCCGGGCAGCAUAUGAUUAGCGUUGACGGAAGCCGGCGCGAGGAGAUGAUGAGGGCGGAACUCGGCCAGGAUGUGCGUCUGACCGCGGGAAUUGUCGCCAAUUGUGGUCUGGGACUGCUCGAUGAGACGGCAGCUGGGGUUCGACGGAUGGCUCACGUGCAUCAAAGUCGACGGAGGAGUAGCGCGUCUGCCUCUGAGGCGCGGGCUGCGAACUUCAAUAGUAGCACUUCCUCGUCAUCUACUGGCGGGCCUAUCGAUGAUGUUUAUGGCCAGUGUGAAGUGUGGCUGCAUCUACCAAAGGCUCUGUUACGUGCCGAGAACGGGCUUCAUUACCGCAGUUCUACGGUUUGGGGGUAUAGACAAGGGAGCACUGCUGGGAGCGAUGUAAGUAGUUCAGAGCGGUGCCCUGUGGUUUUGGAAGAGGGGUUUCGUAUCGAAGGGAUUCGGUGCUACUGUAUCCUGGGUGUGAACUCGCACGAGCGGGUUGAGAAGCAGGCGGUGAUUAUCUCACUGGAAUUCAAAGGACCAGGACAGUUGGCUUGGGGCUCAACUGUGGUGGAUACCUAUCAGGCGAUGACGAGGGCUGUUGCUGAGCGCGUUGAAGAGACUUCAUUCCAAACAGUUGAGGCGCUGGCUACGUUCGUAGCCCGCAUUGUAACAGUGGACUAUGCCAAUGAAAGGGUGACCGUAAGGGUUGAAAAGCCCAGUGCGCUCGCAUUCGUGGAGGCUUCUGGCGUGGAAGUGACUCGGUCCCAGGCAUUCUUUGAGAGAACUGCAUGA